Plasmodium vinckei vinckei is the source of this 2451-nucleotide messenger RNA. RefSeq names its product PIR protein CIR protein. The coding region runs from base 1 to 2451 and encodes 816 amino acids. The record is from RefSeq and is a predicted model, not a curated record. Lineage: Eukaryota; Apicomplexa; Aconoidasida; Haemosporida; Plasmodiidae. The transcript has 3 exons.
AUGACCACCAAAAGAAUGUGUAAGUUACUUCUUAAAGGUGAUAGUUAUUUUAAAGGUAAAGAUGCCGAUACGACGAAAAUUAACAAAGACUCAGUCAUCAAAGGAUAUUGUCGUGAUGGUGCUUGUAAAACAAAUGAAGAUUAUAUUAAUGCUUUGAUCGCAUAUAUAAUUAUGAAAUUCAAAGAUACAAUAAGUAGAAAAACUAAGUAUAAUGAUUAUGAUGAAUAUUUAUUGAUGUGGAUAAGUGAUAAAUUAUUUAAGAUGUACCACGAAAGUCAAGGCACAAAUAAAAAAAUAGGCUUUGUCUAUUCUAUUACUUUAAAUCAGGCUUAUGUAAAGCAUUUAAAGAAACAUAAACAAAGAUUGGAUUAUUGGGAUAUUUUAAAUAUGCAGCAGGGUUUGAAAGAAGUGAAUCUUAAGUAUAUGAGCGAAUUUUAUAAGUUACUUAAUCACAUAUGUAAAACAAUUGUAGAUUAUGAAACAAACGGUGCCGGAAGUAAGAAUCUUUCUAAAAAUUCUAUCGGUUGCCGUCAUCAAUAUAGAACCCUUUAUAUGAACAUUCCUAAAUGCAAAUCAUAUCUUCAUUUAUUGAAUAAAUUAAAAGGUAUAUAUGAUACUUUUAGAAGUUCUGCUAUUAAGAGAACUGAUUUAAAAAAUAAACUUAUAAAACUUACACUAGAAAAUGGAAACGAGGUGGAAACGGUGCGUGGUUUUAAAUCAUAUGACUUCAGUAAUGAAGAAUGUAAAUUCCAAAAAAAAAAACGUACACCCUCCAAACCUUCAAAUCCUAAUUCAGAACCAGCAUCGACUACAAAGAUUCAAAGAGGAUCACCAGGAUCUCAAUAUGUAUCAAAUUCUACAGGAGAUCAAUUACCAAAUCAAGAGGAUACAUCAAAAGGUUCAGAUAGUGACCAACAUAAUCCAGCAGGUCAAAUAAAAGAGCAAGGGGGCGAUACACCAGAUAAACCAGACCAACCACAAGAUGGUCAACAGGAAAAAUCAGGCUCUAAACAGCCAAAUUCAAUUGAUGUGCCAAAAAAUGGUAAAGAAAUGAAAACGCCCCCAGCGAAUGGCCCCUCGAUAAGUAUCAAAUCGCCAAACCAAGGAGAAUCAGGAGAUCCAAAAAAAAUGGAAACAGGGGAUAAACAUAGUCCUAUUCCACCACAAAUAAAAGGCCAACAAGCAGAAUCCCCAUCAUCUGCACCGUCUGAAAUGCCUUCAAAGGAGUUAAAAAAUGAUAAUUCGCAACAAUCACAUCAAAUAACAGAUUCACAUAUUCCUGGAGGUGCAUCAACCCCCUCAGAUAGUGGAAUAAAGGAUACAAGCAAUACCAAAGAGCCUCAAGAGAAUAAACAAGGAACUAUAGGGGAUGACCAAAAAGAUUUAGGAGGGGGCAUAGGAAAUGAAAUGAGUACCCCAAGUGAUCCAAGCAAUCCAAACGACAAUAUUCAAACUUCAAGCACCAAUCAAGGAGGUGGAUCAGUAGGUUCGGGUAGUGGAUCAAAAGGUCCAGAUAAUGGAUCGGCUGGGGGAUCAGAUGACAAUAAAGUAAGCCAAGAAGGAUCGGGAGGGUCGAAAAGUGGACAAGGUGUCAAAGAUAGUGAAUCAGGAGGUUCAGGCAGUGAACCGCAAGGUUCAAAUGGUGAGAGAAAAGAUACAGGCAAUGAUCCAUCAAAUAAAGGUGGCGCACAAGGUGAUCAAGGAAAUUCAGUUGAUGGACCAGAUAGUGGCCAAGUAACUACAGAUAAUGGGACCAAAAGUACAAAUGGUGGGCAAGGUGAUAAAGGAAGCCAAGAAGGAUCAGUCGGAGGAGGGGAUAAGCCACCCACACCUAAUGGUUCAUCACCCCCCCAAAAAGAUUUAAAUCAACAAAAUCCACCUCAGCAAAAUUCAUCUCAAACUUCAUCAGAAACUUCGCCAAAAUCUAACGAACAAACUCAAGAGCAGCGACAGUCUCAGGACACGUUUGGAAACCAAAAUUCUGAUCAAAAAUCUCAAGAAGAACAUCAAAAACCGGGGGUAAAUCCAGUGAUUAUACCAGAACAUCCUGGAAGUGAAGUAAAAGGAAAUGGAAUAACAGGAAUAGAUGAUGGAUAUGUAUUAAACAAAUACAAAAAAAUUGUAAUUUCAAUUAUAGUUAUUCUAAUACCCAUUACUUUAACUAUUCUGUACAAGUAUUUGUCAUUUGGGCGGAGAAAGGAAUUGAAGAAAAAAACAAACAUGAAAAAGGUUAUAAAUUCAAUUGGAGGAAAAAAACAAAUACAAAUAAUUAUAAAAUCAUCUAGUCGAAAAAAACAGACUAAAAAAUCUAUAAAUUCCGUUUAUGGGGAAAAAUCUCCAUCAUUAAAUAUAUACAAGAUUAUGCAGGCUGAUCCUGUACCAUUUAUUAAUUUAUUUUUUUUGCUGAUUUUUUUUGUUUAUAAAAGAAAGCGCGAUUUCAUAGAAUUAUAA